Messenger RNA from Aureobasidium subglaciale EXF-2481, 1071 nucleotides. RefSeq lists its product as uncharacterized. Gene Ontology annotation, molecular function: hydrolase activity. The transcript has a single exon. The record is from RefSeq and is a predicted model, not a curated record. The coding region runs from base 1 to 1071 and encodes 356 amino acids. Lineage: Eukaryota; Fungi; Ascomycota; Dothideomycetes; Dothideales; Saccotheciaceae.
AUGGCAGACAGACUCCUUGACGAGGAGGCUGAAACACUCCUAUCAAAAGGUUCCAUAAUACUCGAUACUACACCCUUGCCUGCCGAGCUCGCAUCUUUCGGACUCCGAAUUCAGUACUUCUUUCUCGUCUGGACAGUCAAAAUCACGAUCGCUCUGCAAUUAGCCUAUUUGCGAUUCUUCUAUCCCACGCCUAGUGUACAGCCGAUCUACACCAAGACUUAUCCAUGCCGGCCAAAGCUUCCAGUACGAGUGUUCGUGCCAGAGUCUCGUAGUGAUGACGGUGAAGUUCCUCUGCCGCUCUACAUCAAUAUCCACGGAGGAGCAUUUGCUACUUGUGAUGCUUCGAUUGACGACACUUUCUGCAAGUCAUGGUGCGAACGUACUGGGAUGAUGGUCGUCAGCCUCAACUACCGAAAGUCGCCUAUCCACAGGUUCCCAGUCCCUGUACUCGACAUUGCUGCGGUGGCUCGCGCUGUGUUUGACGACACAACUCUCAACAUUGACAAGUCGCGUGUGGUCAUGGGCGGCUUCAGCGCUGGUGGAAAACUGGCAUUGACUGCUUGUCAGAUGCCAGAGCUUCAGGGUAAGAUCAGGGCCAUAGUAUCGUACUUCCCAAUCGUUGAUUGGAGUGCUCCACCACACGCCAAAUGGGCCGAGCGUCUGUACACGGAGAAAAAAUCAGAGUCACUCAAUACGGCUGGACCAGCACUCGAUUGGGCUUAUGUGCCAGCUGGCCAAAAUCGAAAGGAAAGGCUACUUAGUCCCUGUUAUGCGAGCAGAGAGGAACUCCCCGAAUGGAUAUGUCUGAUCGGGGCCCAACACGACAUGCUAUGUCGUGAAUCUCGAGAUAUGAUCUACUCACUUGCCGGCGACGCCGUGCCCGAGUCUGGGUGGGAUGAGGAUUGGGAGCGAGGCACCUACAAAUGGAUGUUAGCAAUGGGUGUAAGACAUGGUUUCACGGACGAGUUUCGUAAAAAGCGAGGUCGAAGCUCGGCGCAACGCAAACAAGUCUGCGAAGACAUUUAUGCUUCAGUGCACAAGUGGUUACAGACCAAAGUAUUGGCUUUGUAA